CAACGUUAUUUAGAUUAUAAAAUGAAUAAGUAAUACGAACUAAAAUUAUCAUUUGAUACACGUGAAAGUCAGUUAUCGUAGUUUUAAUAAGUUUUUCAGUUUACAAUGGCUAUAGUACCUACAGUAUCAUAUUCGUUAGAAGAAUUUUGGAAAAGUAAUCCUGAUAUUAAGAAAUCGGAUCUACAAAUCAUUCGCGAUUGGCUCGAUAAGGAAUCUCAUUUGCCAAAGAUAAACGACGAGUCAUUACUUUUAUUUUUUCACAGUAAUUAUUAUCGACUAGAACCAACUAAGACCACGAUAGAAAACUAUUUUACUUUCAAAACUCAUGUGCCCGAAUUUUUCGCCAAUAGAGACCCAUUCUUAAAAGAAAUUCGUACACAAUCCAGUAUCAUACGUGUUUUUCCAGUGAAGGAAUUAACCAAGGAAGGAUAUCAAAUGAUAUAUGCAGAUUUGGCGCAUUCUGAUCCAUCUUCUUAUGUCUUUUAUGAUGCCACUAAAUAUUUUUUAAUGGCAGUAGAGUUGGGCACUUAUAAAGUAGGACCAGUUAACGGAUUGGUGUUUAUUACUGAUGUACAGAACAUAACGUUGGGUCAUGUAGGUCGUAUAAAUAUUAUGGGACUUAAGAAAUUUAUAUAUUUUGUACAAGAGGCGGCACCUAUUCGUUUGAAACAAAUAUAUGUAUUGAAUUGGAAUUCGGCGGUUGAAACUCUACUAAAUAUAGCAAAGCCCUUCAUGAAGAAGGAACUAUAUGAAUUGAUAAACUUGACAACUGUAGAAAAAUUGAAAAAAUUCAUACCCUUUGAUGCACUUCCAAAUGAGAUAGGUGGCAAAAGCGGUAAUAUCAAAGAUCUCGCUAACAAGCAAAACCAAUUGAUCGAUGACAAUCGCGAAUACUUUUUAAUGGAUGAGGCAAAGAAUAAGACUAACGAAUCGUUAAGAAUUGGGAAGCCUACAUUUGCAAAUGACCUUUUUGGUGUCGACGGGAGCUUCAAAAAACUCGAGAUCGAUUGAGCGGAUAUCUUUAUACCUUUAUACCUUUAUACCUAUCUUUAUAUCUUUGUAUCUUUAUUUGCUUUUAUUAGCUGCGUUUUAUGCGUUGUUUUAUGCGUAUAUAUUUAUAUAGGGAAGGUCUAUAUUUUCAUAUUUUUUAAUAUAUUCACAUGGUAAUUCUAUUUUAUCCUUGCAUUAUUCAAUCAAAUUAAUACGAUCUUAUGAAAUAAAAUCUUGUACGAGUCACUUUUUGCUUAUUAAUCGACUGUUACAUCAUAAUACUUCGAUGAUAUAACUCUUUUAAGACUCUUCUCUAACACGCAAUAACAUAAUUACAGAAUAGAAGGAGAUUCCAAACUACAAUUGUAUUUAACUCCUUUACAAAUUUUAUCAACAGAAUCAAGAACUGAUGUGUUUCGCACACAUUCCAAAAUCUUUAUAUUAAAUCAUAUAUAUAUGACAUAUGUGAAUUUACAUUUUUAUAUCAUCCUAAUGAAAUAUGCUAUCUAUGCUAAGAUUGCAUUCGUAAUUUUGAAGUCAAUGGUACCAAAUCUUUUCUAAAGGAGCAAAAUAAGAAAUAAAAGGAGAACAAUGCAUUUAUAAUUAUGUGUAAUUACGCAUGUGUAUUCUCAUCUGACCCACAUGACGAAAAAUAUCCUUAAAUGACUUCGUGUGAUUUGUCCGAUUAUGAAAUUAUAUAUACAGGGUAACAUCAACAUGUCACGCAGUUGUCAAUC
Polistes dominula (European paper wasp) is the source of this 1727-nucleotide messenger RNA. RefSeq names its product retinol-binding protein pinta-like. The record is from RefSeq and is a predicted model, not a curated record. NCBI's taxonomy places the organism in Eukaryota, Metazoa, Arthropoda, Insecta, Hymenoptera, Vespidae. Gene Ontology annotation, molecular function: phosphatidylinositol bisphosphate binding. Gene Ontology annotation, cellular component: membrane.